Corythoichthys intestinalis (scribbled pipefish) is the source of this 1680-nucleotide messenger RNA. RefSeq names its product D(4) dopamine receptor-like. Gene Ontology annotation, molecular function: G protein-coupled receptor activity; dopamine neurotransmitter receptor activity, coupled via Gi/Go. Gene Ontology annotation, biological process: phospholipase C-activating dopamine receptor signaling pathway; negative regulation of adenylate cyclase activity; regulation of potassium ion transport. The record is from RefSeq and is a predicted model, not a curated record. Gene Ontology annotation, cellular component: plasma membrane. The transcript is spliced from 4 exons. Bases 359 to 1528 code for a protein of 389 amino acids. NCBI's taxonomy places the organism in Eukaryota, Metazoa, Chordata, Actinopteri, Syngnathiformes, Syngnathidae.
CUGAACCGCUGAAGGACACAGCCGCAAAUCACUGCUCUUAAGAGGCUUUAAUCGGCUAAUAUGCCCUGGGUGGCCGGCGGCUGACUCGGCGGCAAACACCCGACUUGAGCGCACCCUCCAUAGGGCACUCUCAGCACACGUAGAGAAGGAGCUUUUUUCCCAAAUUGUUUUGGUCAUAAUGAUGAUUUUCAACUAUCCAGGGAAUUCACAGGGACAUUUUUACUAAGUUUUCUCAUCUGAUAAGAACUCCUGGAGCACUUUCUUUCCGGCAUGGCGCUCAAGAACCACCCGUGCCGUCCUUCAUGAGAGCCCGGGGGGGCUCAGCAGAGGGGCCGCCACCGUGGUGGAGGGGGCGAGGAUGGAGAUUACGGGCAACGCCACUCCCGUAGGAUCUCCUCCUCUUGCGGCUGGGCACAACGUGGCGGCUCUGGUCUUGGGCGUGCUGCUCAUCGUGGUGAUCAUUGGUGGCAACGCGCUUGUGUGUAUCAGCGUGCUGACCGAGAAAGCCCUCAAGACCACCACCAACUACUUUAUCGUCAGCUUGGCUGUGGCCGACCUGCUGCUGGCAGUGCUUGUGCUGCCGCUCUUCGUCUAUUCAGAGUUCCAAGGAGGCGUGUGGACUAUGAGCACCGGCGUGUGCGAUGGCCUGAUGAGCAUGGACGUCAUGCUGUGCACAGCCUCUAUCUUCAACCUAUGCGCCAUCAGCGUCGACAGGUUCAUCGCGGUUCUCAUCCCGCUCAACUACAACCGCAAGCACGUGGACCUGCGGCAGGCUGUCCUGUUGUCGGCCACAUGGGUGCUGGCCCUGGCAGUGGCCUCUCCUGUCAUGUUAGGCAUCAACAAUGUAACGGGCCGUCGUCCCAGCGAGUGCAAGCUGGAGAACGCCGAUUAUGUGCUCUACUCGUCCGUGUGCUCCUUUUUCAUCCCGUGUCCCGUUAUGCUGCUACUCUACUGCGGAAUGUUUCGCGGUCUGCGGCGCUGGGAGGAGGCGCGCAAGGCCAAGCUUAGGAGCAGCAUCCAAGCUUGCCGCAAGCUCCGUGAAGCCAACGCCGACGGCGUUUCUCUGCCGGCUCUGGCUAGGUUACCGCCACUUUUGCCGCCCGUCAUAGAGAAGGAGCCAGCGGAAGAACCGGACACCACCCCGACGACUGGGACCGCCAUGUUCCCACCUCCGAGUCGCCUGCCGACGGUGAGCUUCACUGACAUGAAGUUCAACCCGGAGCCUCGCCGGAGGAGCCGAGCUAAGAUAAACACCCGCGAGAGGAAGGCCAUGAAGGUGCUACCUGUGGUCGUAGGUGUAUUCUUGUUGUGCUGGACUCCAUUCUUCGUGCUGCACAUUGUGCGUGCUCGCUGCCAGGCGUGUGAUAUACCGCCCGCCGUCAUGAGUGUGGUGACGUGGCUCGGAUAUGUCAACAGCGCGCUAAAUCCCGUCAUUUACACGGUGUUUAACACAGAGUUUCGACGCUUCUUCAAAAACUUUCUGCGACAGUGCUGCGCUUUUAGCUGCUGUGCCGCAUCAUCUGGUUAGGUUUUUUUUUUUUUUUUUAAGUGGAAGAGAUGCUUCUAGCGCUUCCUGUCUGGAAUUCCUGCUUUGCAAGUUUCAAUGCAAAGAAGCUGGAGUUGAUGAAAAAAAGUGGAACAUUAGACAUGUGCUCCUCAGAGAGGAAUUUAAUUUUCUAA